AAGAUAAACUAUCUGCCUCUACCGCCUUCAAACUUCCCUGAAGGCCAGGAGAAAAAAGACUUGGGCCAGUUUGAGCAUAUCUCUGUGUGGUGGUGUAUUCCCUUUCGCGCAAGCACUUUGCUGCGAAAAACACAAACCAAGAAUCCAAAAAAGGUCUAUCAUUAGUUGGCGCGACCCUGCGUCUGUCUCCUUGUUCCACGUCUGCGGCGGUACCUGGUAUCCGUUGACGCUUUCAACAAUGGCCGACGACGCCGCUGAUGUUGCCGAGGACUAUCGGCAGGCCCUGGAGGACUUGACCGUAAACUCAAGGAUAGAGAUUGCGACUUUGACGAAUAUUGCGCGAGAGAACGCCCACCAUGGUUUGGCCAUUGCUGAGGUCUUGACAAACCACAUCAAAAAGGUCCCACCUCCUCGAACCCUACCGGCCCUCUACGUGCUCGACUCGGUGGUCAAGAAUGUCCCGACACCAUACGCCCUCUACUUUGGGCCCAAGCUCUACUCCAUCUUCAUGGGCGCCUACACCAAAGUCGACAACCCAACCAGGCGGAAGAUGGACGAGAUGCUGAAGACCUGGAAGGAGCCAGUACCGGGCUCGAUAUCCACGAAGCCCGUGUUCCCUCCCGAGGUGGUCAAACCGAUCGAGAACGCCCUGAUCGCGGCCAAGAAUGUUGCCCUUCAAGUCAACCAGAGCAGUUACCAAGGGCAGCAGUAUAUGCUCCGCGGAGCCCGUCCCCCAGCCCCUCCUCACAGAGAUACGCCAACUCCUCCAAACGUUCGACCAGCGACACAACAACCAGGACAGCAAUAUCCGCCUCCUAACGGACAUAUGCCGCCGCACGGAGGAAACGCGGCCUUUCCUAUGCGCCCUCAUAACGGUCCCGAUGUGCUUCCUCCUCGCGCCACCACCCAGCCUCCGUAUGGAGCCCCCUAUCACCAGCCCCAAGUUCCUUACCAGGGUAUAAGCAUAGAGAGGUUAAGAGACGAUAUCCAGCAGCUCAUCGUUGCAGAGAGGGCCGAGUUUGCGCGAGAUCCGCUGGACGUAGGUAAACAAACUAGACUGAAGGCCUUGCUGGAUCUGCAGACCUUGAUUCAGAGGCCAGACGUGCCGCAGGAGCAGUUAAUGCUCGUGAAAGAAAAGAUCACUGAACUGUCCGUAAACAUGCGCAGCGCUGCUACUGCCGCCUCUGCUGCUGCUGCUGCUGCUGCUACUGGCAGCGCUCCUGUCGCCGCCGCGCCUCUUCAAUAUCCCGUCCCAUACACCGCUACCCCAACACCUCCGGUCAUUCCCGGUGCUGUUCCUCCUCCUCCUCCUCCUCAAGUACCAGGGGGGCGUCCUCCUUCUGCCUCGGCCGUGGCGGGUCCGAGUGCUGGUGCCGGAGGUGCCCUCUCGAUAGACUCUUUGUUCGGGCAAGGCGCUCUCGCCGCCUUGCUGGCUGGUGCUACCCGAAAGUCUGCUACCCCUACACCAUCACAGACAGGCACGCCACAGCCUCCCAUCGCGACACCGAUACCACCACCGGCUGUACCACCGGUAGCUGGAGCUCCUACUCCGGUUCCCGCUGCUGCCGCUGGUAGUCUGGCAGCCUUGCCACCCGUCAUCGCGGCUGUUCUUCGAUCACAAACACCAACAGUGGGCCUGGCAGCACCACCACCUCUCGAGGCUCCUAAGCCCGCAGCUUCCGCUCCUCCCACCGUUCCCGCGGCCGCACCGCCAGCACCAGUGUCCAACCCAUCAGCGUUACUUGCCAUGCUUCGACAAUCCGGUCUUCUGUCCGGCACCACUCCUGCUGCUCCCGCUCCCGUAGCAACAGCACCCGCCGCCGCCCCGGCCGCCGCCUGGACCUAUACCCUCAAACAGUACCGCGGCCCACAACUCAUCAACCGACUCCACGAAGACCUCGGCCCCCCCUGCACACAGUGCGGCCGGCGGUUCGGCACCGACGAGGAAGGCCGGCGCAAGAAGACAGCGCACAUGGACUGGCACUUCCGCGUGCACCAGCGGGUGACGGACGCGGAGCGACGCGGACAGCACCGGUCCUGGUGGGUGGAGCAGUCAGAUUGGGUGAACUCAUUGGAAGCGAUUGAUUCUGAUCACGGUCACCGUUCUGAUACUACUGCUGGUGGUGGUGCCGGUGGUCAUGGUGGUCGUGGUGGAGGUGUGCCGGGUCAGGAUACACUCAACUAUGAUGAUAAUGUGGAUGAGGAUGAGGAUGAUUAUGACCCCGAGGCGAGCUUCAAUAAUUCUUAUAACCCCAACUCUCUGUACCCAGGUGGUGGCAUCAUGGGUGCUGAUCAUUCGGGAGGUCAUGGUGGCGGGAAAGCCAUGCCCGGUCACGGCGGUGGUAGAAAGGGAGGCAAAAGGGGCGGUCUCGACUACAUCCCCGUUCCCGAGGAUUCCGCCAAAGUCAAUAACAUGUGCCCCAUCUGCCAGGAAAGAUUCGAGAUGAAGUGGCUUGAUGAGGCGCAGGAGUGGGUGUGGAUGGACGCCACGAAAGUAGGCGAGAGGGUAUAUCAUGCCAGUUGCCAUAAGGAGGUAAAUGGCAGUGUUGGUGGCGGUGUUGGGCCUGGAGAUGGUGGUGACAAUGGAUUAAUGAGCAUGGGCGGGGAGAAUGGAUUUGGGGGGAGGAAGAGGAAGGCUGAGGAUGAUGCUUAUUCAGGGGUCAAGGGAAGGAUAAAGUUGGAAUAUUGAGAGUGCUGCGAGGCGCGAGCCAGUCAGUAAGUGGGAAGGUAAGGCCAAACACGGCUAUCAAGGGGAAAAGGAGGCGUAAAGGGAUCAAGGGUGGUGGUUGAUCGAGUACUGUUGAGCAUAUGGUCAGCACAAAGCUUGGGUACCCGAAAGAUCAUCCGAAUACAAAAGCGAAUCUUCGAAGCGUUAUCGAGCUAGUGCUCUAUCGUUACUAUGCUUUUGCCAUCAGUUUGAGGUCAAACGCAAACGCCUUGCUAGUGCAUUGACUUGCCAGAGUUGUACAAACACAGCGCGAUACGUAAGCUGGAGAAGCACAAUACCGCCAUUGUUAAACACGUU
This is a messenger RNA of Neurospora tetrasperma FGSC 2508, 3025 nucleotides long. RefSeq lists its product as uncharacterized. Bases 239 to 2689 code for a protein of 816 amino acids. Lineage: Eukaryota; Fungi; Ascomycota; Sordariomycetes; Sordariales; Sordariaceae. The record is from RefSeq and is a predicted model, not a curated record. Gene Ontology annotation, cellular component: mRNA cleavage factor complex; cytoplasm. Gene Ontology annotation, biological process: termination of RNA polymerase II transcription. Gene Ontology annotation, molecular function: RNA polymerase II complex binding; mRNA binding. The transcript is spliced from 4 exons.